This is a messenger RNA of Podarcis raffonei (Aeolian wall lizard), 514 nucleotides long. Its product is annotated as DNA-directed RNA polymerases I and III subunit RPAC2-like. Gene Ontology annotation, cellular component: RNA polymerase III complex; RNA polymerase I complex. Lineage: Eukaryota; Metazoa; Chordata; Lepidosauria; Squamata; Lacertidae. The record is from RefSeq and is a predicted model, not a curated record. Gene Ontology annotation, molecular function: DNA-directed RNA polymerase activity; DNA binding; protein dimerization activity. Gene Ontology annotation, biological process: DNA-templated transcription. The coding region runs from base 82 to 438 and encodes 118 amino acids. The transcript has 5 exons.
GCGUGAGGGGGUGUGUGAGCGUUACGUGCGUGACCGCGACUCCCGUCUUCCUCUGCGCUUGGCGGCCUCGCGUGGAAGAGGAUGGGGGACGAGGAGGACGGGAAGAAGCCGCGAGUGCUGCAGAUGGUACGGGCAGAUGGGACAGAUAAGAACUGUUUUACAUUUGUGCUCCACAAUGAGGACCACACCCUUGGCAACUCCCUUCGAUACAUGAUCAUGAAAAACCCUGAAGUGGAGUUCUGUGGAUAUAGCAUCACCCAUCCUUCUGAAAGAAAAAUAAACCUCCGCAUCCAGACCAAAGCAGGCCUACCGGCUGUUGAUGUGUUCCAGAAGGGGCUGGAGGAUCUCAGGGGUGUCUGCCAGCAUGUACUCAGCAAAUUUGAGGCAAGUGUGGAAGAGUACAAUGCCCAGAAGGAUGUGACUAUGGAGGAAGUGUAGUCUUGAGUUCCAAUCUGUUGUUCAGACCUGGCCACAGAACUUUGGUUGCUUUGGUUGUUCUGAUGAAUGGCCUUUG